GCUAGGCAAAAUAGCUUCUUGUUUAAUUGCCAAAGGGACUUCUGGUGCCUCAAGAGACUUUUACUUUUCAUGCACACAAACAUUUUCAACAAUUUUUAAUCUGCAAAGUUAGAUGAUGUAAAUGAAGACUGCAGUUUCUCCUUGUCUUUUUUCUUUUAGUCAAGGCCUUGCAGACACUUAAUUAAGGAUUCACUAGGACUUCCGCUUCGUCUUGGAUGGAAUGGUGAUCCGUGUGUUCCACAGCAACAUCCAUGGAGUGGAACAGACUGCCUGUAUGACAAAACUUCUAAUAAAUGGGUUAUUGAUGGCCUUGGCCUGGACAACCAAGGUUUGCAGGGGUUUUUGCCAAAUGAGAUUUCCCAUUUGCGUCAUCUGCAAAUUAAAGCAUCUAUGCAGUUUGAAGAUCGAAUUUGAAUAUUGUUGGGAUCUAAUAAGUACUAGAAAACUUCUGCAACACCUUGCAAAUGACAUUCAUUUAGGGUGUGUGAGGAGAAUAGGAUUGGAGUGCAAUGAAGAUGAGAGGUUCAAGAGGCUUCAGUGGAUGAAAUGACCUAACAUCCCAUUUCAAUGGGGUAUAUGACAUUUUCGGAAUGCGAAGCUCAGUGUUACAGGAACUCAAGGGGCAUACCAACAUUUGAAGAUAUACCCAAAGUUUAGAAUUUUAUUUAUCAUUUCUUUGUUAUAUAAUUUUGGUUUUGUGGAGUAUACUGCUAGAAUUGAAAUUGAUUAAAUACUAUGAAUAAUAUUCUUCUAUUUUGAACAUUUAAUUGAUGCUAAAAUAUUUUAUUUUCAA
This is a messenger RNA of Ipomoea nil (Japanese morning glory), 793 nucleotides long. RefSeq lists its product as uncharacterized. Bases 221 to 550 code for a protein of 109 amino acids. The record is from RefSeq and is a predicted model, not a curated record. The transcript is spliced from 4 exons. NCBI's taxonomy places the organism in Eukaryota, Viridiplantae, Streptophyta, Magnoliopsida, Solanales, Convolvulaceae.